CUAAAGUGAGCCCUAAUUUUUUUUAAGCAAAAUUAGGUAAAAAGCUAUUGUUGUGGUCGAAAAUUGGGGCUGCCAUUACAUUUUCUCAGCAAACAAGUGAAGAAAAAAAAAUCUAAAAAUAUAAUUAAUAAAUAAUUUAAUUUUAAAAAUAAACUAAUUUUUUUAUAAAUUAAAAAUUAAAAAUUAAAAAUAUGAAGCAUAUGUUUCCAAAACUAAUACAACAAUUUAUUUUAACAAGUGAGGAUACACAAGCUUUAGGCGCCAAAUGAAAUUGUAAGAAGGCACCAAAUGAAAUUUCUUUCUAAUCAUGGACUACCUCUCAGAAAUUCAAUACACCAAAAGUAUGAGAUUUAAAAGGGCAAAAUACUCUCUCCCUCUCUCUUCUUUCUUUCACUCUCUCGCUUGUCUCUGCCACUCACAGACGAGCCACCUUUGGCCUCCGACCAGAGGCACACGACCCACCAUGGGCUUCAGAGUUUGUUGAAACCUCUCUCCCUGUGACCCCGCCACCUGACGCGCCGGAGAUCGCCGCAGGAGGAGCUCGGAAGUCGCACCGCAGUUGUGGGUUUCGAAGCUUUUUCGGACCUCCACCGUCGUCCAAACUAGAUUCCAAGGGAGUGGUUGUGCUCCGGACACCGAGAGGAUGAAAAGCCACCAAAGAAUCUGGGUAAUUAUGAAAGCUCUUAAAUCUGAAGACGUCAAAUCGCAAGCUCGGGUUGGAACUUGUUGGUGAAAGCCUCAUCUUUUUUCUUUGUUUUGUUUGCAAAAAGGUGGUUUUGGUGGCAACAUUGGGCAUGAUCCACAUGUAAUGUAUACCCUAAGUGUUGUGCAAGUUUUAGCCCUCUUUGACAAGCUUGAUGUUCUAGACGUUGAGAAGAGAACAACUUGUUGACAUGCUUGGCAGCUGAGAAAAUAUGGGAAGAAGGAAUCAUUUUCAGACUCUACACAUGGGAUAUUGUAUCUUUCUAUUGGUGUGAUGUUCAUCCCUUUUCUCACCCCAUUUUUCUGGACUUAAAGGGGCAUUUUGAAGAUGUUGAAAAGCCACUGCCUUUACCCUCUAAAGCACCUUGAGAAAAAAAGGAGCUGGAUGAGAAUAAGAGCAAAAAGGGUCUGGCUGAAAUUUAUGAGGAUGCACCGUUUGUGUUCUUUUCCCAGGAGGGGAAAGAGGAAAGAAAGCACAAAAAAAAGCUUUGGAGCUUAUUUAAUCUUUGAACUGGAUGUGUUUCAGCAUAUAAGCCAAGUUCAUGAGAUUGUGGGACGCAUUAAUGGGAGAUUUGGAACUCUUACUGCUGUUCCCAUACACCAUCUGGACCAAUCUCUUGACUUUCACGCAUUGUGCGCUCUUUAUGCUGUUACUGAUGUUGCACUUGUUACUUCUCUUAGAGAUGGAAUGAAUCUUGUGAGUUAUGAGUUUGUUGCUUGCCAAGUGUACGCCCUGGUUUUUUCGAUUGUUAAAUUCAUUAGAAAAGCUUAA
This is a messenger RNA of Humulus lupulus (European hop), 1474 nucleotides long. RefSeq lists its product as uncharacterized. Gene Ontology annotation, biological process: trehalose biosynthetic process. The coding region runs from base 1031 to 1474 and encodes 147 amino acids. Gene Ontology annotation, cellular component: cytosol. NCBI's taxonomy places the organism in Eukaryota, Viridiplantae, Streptophyta, Magnoliopsida, Rosales, Cannabaceae. The record is from RefSeq and is a predicted model, not a curated record. The transcript is spliced from 10 exons. Gene Ontology annotation, molecular function: catalytic activity.